AUGGCGAACAGAACGUCCACCAUCUUCACCGUCGCUAGUGCAACCGUCCUCGCUGGCCUCGUCGCGUAUGUCGUUUACUUCGACUACAGGCGGAGAAACGAUACUGAGUUCCGCAAGAAACUGCGGAAGGACAAAAAACGCGUCACAAAACAGCAUGCGGAGGCCGAAGAGGCUGCGAAAGUUGCUGUUAAAGUCAGUCCAGAGGAUCUGAAGGCUGCUUUGGCCAAAGUCCGUGACGAAGAGGUUCCUACUUCGCCGGAAGACAAGGAGCAAUAUUUCAUGACUCAGGUCGGGCUUGGUGAACAACUCUGUGCUCAAGGUCCCAAUUUCUACCUCCCAGCCGCUCUCUCCUUCUACCGCGCUCUCCGUGUCUAUCCUUCCCCCGUUGAGCUCAUCGUUAUAUAUCAAAAGACUGUUCCAGAACCUAUCUUCAAUGUUGUAAUGGAAUUAAUGAACAUGGACGUGAAAGCGCGCGUUGAAGGUUAUUACAAUGUCUUCCCGCGUAAGAGCAUGAACGUAUCCGUACGGCCAGCACCUAGCGACAGCCUCCGGAAGAUCCUCGUCGUAGAAAAAGACUUCAAGGCUGGCGAAGUGAUUUACAAGGAAGAACCAACUGUGGCCGUCCUCGACGCCGACCUGCAAAAAAAGGGCACACACUGCUCGCACUGUCUGCGCGACAUUCAAAAAGGCAUGGCGAUCUGCCCCACCGAUCGCCUCGACUCCGUGUACUGCUCCAAAGAUUGCCAAGUGCGCUCUAAAGUGCAAUCACAAAACCUCCUCUUCGGACUCGACUCCGUUCUCCCGCCGGAGCUUGACAACGGCACGGGCAGGCUCACUGAACAGGAGCGCGACCGCGCACAGACGCAGUUCGCCGCGUACAUCAAGAAUUCCACCCGCGCCGCGCCCUUGCUGGUAGCCCGCUUCAUCGCGCGCCAGGUUGCGAUCGAGACCGCAAAGAUGAUGCCGAAGAAGGAAGGCCCGCUCGCAGACGAGUUCGUCAAUGCGGAUAAGACCGACGCGGAGUACAGCCUGUACGAUCACGUGGAGCGCCUGCGCUUCCUCGACGGGAAGGUGUCGGAUGAGGAGACGAAGCUGCUCAAGGACGUGCUCGCUGCGGCGCUCCCCGGCCUUGAGCAGUCGCUCACGUCUGAGCGCCACGCGAUGUACAUCGGGAAGAUGACUUACAAUGCGAUCGGUGUGUGCUUUGCGGGCGGGCGGGACGACAAGCCUACGCCCAAGGAACGGCCGGAAGACCAGGAGCGAACGCGCACGCCGUACGGCACUACGCGCCAGAUCGGCAGUGGCCUCUAUCCCGUUUCGUCCUACAUUGCGCACUCCUGCGCGCCCUCCGCGCGACCCUCGUUCAGCUCCGGCACGUCUGAGUUGCACCUGAUCGCGACGCGCAACCUCGAGAAGGGCGAGGAGGUCACAAUGGCGUACGUCGACGUCACGCAGCAUCCCAACGAGACCCUUGCGGAGGCCCGCCGUCGUCGCCGCAUCGAGCUCGCACGCGGCUGGCGGUUCAAGUGCGAGUGUACAAGGUGCGUGGAGGAGCUAGCGGCCGCGCGCAAUGCCGCGGGCGAGGCCGGGAGCGAGAGCGAGAGCGACGUGGGCGUUCAAAAGGACGAGUCAAAGGUGGAGGAUGUCGUCCAGCGCGUCGAGAGGGGCGCGAAGCUUACGAUGCCAGCCGCGGGUCCCAUCGACUAA
This is a messenger RNA of Sparassis crispa, 1707 nucleotides long. RefSeq names its product MAS20-domain-containing protein. Lineage: Eukaryota; Fungi; Basidiomycota; Agaricomycetes; Polyporales; Sparassidaceae. Gene Ontology annotation, cellular component: mitochondrial outer membrane; mitochondrial outer membrane translocase complex. The transcript is spliced from 9 exons. Gene Ontology annotation, biological process: protein targeting; tRNA import into mitochondrion; protein import into mitochondrial matrix. Gene Ontology annotation, molecular function: protein binding; transmembrane protein transporter activity. Bases 1 to 1707 code for a protein of 568 amino acids. The record is from RefSeq and is a predicted model, not a curated record.